AUGGCGAAGGACAAGACGGCGGCCUUGGAGCGUGCGAAGAAGGCGACGGCGAAGGCGAAGGGCAAGAAGACGAGCCAGGGAGGGUCGUCGUCGAGAUCUGGCCUGCCGCUCGGCUGGAUCCAUGGCGACUGGAUUCGAUCCACGAUCCAACAGGAGGAUCUGGAGGAUCUAGUUGAGGGGGGAUUGAUUCCCCAUGAUUCCUGGCGGCUUCCGGGGGACGAGACCGAGCAGCGGCCGCAGGAGGAGGUUGACGAGGAGACGGUGGCGCAGUGGCUACAGGGCAUCACUGGCAACAAGGAUAACCCCAGGAGGUCUAGGAGGAUUCCUCCACUCGACAACACCAACGAACCAGACAAGAUCUACACUGAGAUGUACUCGAUGCCCAACGGAGAGCGGGAGCAGGAGGGAGAGGGGAGCGGAGGGGACAGCAGUGACUGGCAUUCUGACGGAGGAGGAGACGAGGAGAGUGAAGACUCAAGCAGUGGUGAGGAGGUCGACUCUCCACCCCGCUCGGAAAGACGCUCCAAGCAGAGACAAGAUCCAGCAAGUGUUCGUGGCAAAGUGACUCCACCGACUGGACAGACUUCAAAGCGCACUCAAACAUCUUCUCCUGUGCCGACUAAGAAAGCUCUGAAGCAGCCCAAAGUCGCAUCGUCAAAGCCCCGGAAGGCCUUGCCCAAGAUUAAAGUGGCCGUCCCCAUCGCGUCUGGUGUUGCUACCUCUGGGACUUCUAUUUAUAAAGAUGAUGAUGAGGAGGAGAUGGAAGACGCGGUCACUUCCAACGCGGCUCUGCCCAAUGUUAUUGAACUUCCAAAUGACGACGAAGAUGUGCCACAGAGACCCACGAGAAGGAGGGGUGGGACUUCGGGCAGGAAGGCACCAGCUAUCAAGACGCCCCAAUCAACGCCGGCGGCGGAACCAAGGUCUUGUGAACUUGGAGCCCAGUUUGCUGACUUGGAGCAAAAGCAGAUCCAGCUCAAUCUUGAUCUGGAGUUGGCCAAGGAGAACUUGCAGAAGGCUAAGGAUGAUGCUGCUGAAAAAAUGAGCCAGGCUUUGGAGAAGAAGGAUCUUGAGCUUGCGGCCGCACAAAAAUCGGCCGAAGAGAAAGCAGCACUUGCCGACCAGAAGCUGGCUUCAGUCGGAAAUCAGAGGAGAGACGAGUUGGAGACUUAUCUGGGACGACUCGCCAAGAAGUUAUUCCUUAUGCUUGAAGAUGAAGCUGCCAUGAACGUGCUUCGACUGGAAUCCCGUCUUGCCCGCAUUACAGACUACCUCGCUCAACUGAAGGUUGCGGUGUCGUGGAUCGACACGGCGCUCUGGCCAAGGGAGACGCUCCAAAACGACCUCGAGUCUUUGAUGACUCGACUCAAUGAGAUCCCUGGUCGAGUGCAGGAAUGGAAGAAAUCCUCUGCUCGGUGCGGCACUGACGUAGCUCUGUCCCUUGUUCGCGUCCAUUGCAAGGAGGCCAAAGAAGAGAAGUUAGCAGGGAUCAAGGUUGCCAACACCUAG
Aegilops tauschii subsp. strangulata is the source of this 1509-nucleotide messenger RNA. The record is from RefSeq and is a predicted model, not a curated record. NCBI's taxonomy places the organism in Eukaryota, Viridiplantae, Streptophyta, Magnoliopsida, Poales, Poaceae.